AUGUCACGUAAUCCCGCUGCAGGUUUGGAAAAUACUUUGUUCCAAUUAAAAUUCACUUCAAAGCAACUACAAAAGCAAGCACAAAAGGCAGCUAAAGAAGAAAAGACAGAAACAAAUAAACUAAAGAAGGCAUUGAAUGAAAAUGAAGAAAUAGCUAGGAUAUAUGCCUCUAACGCUAUAAGGAAAAAGAAUGAAAGAUUACAGUUAUUAAAAUUGGCUUCGAGAGUGGAUUCUGUCUCUUCAAGGGUUCAAACGGCAGUGACUAUGAGACAAGUCUCUAGUUCCAUGGCACAAGUUUGUAAGGGGAUGGAAAAGGCUCUAGCAAAUAUGAAUUUACAACAGAUAACAAUGGUGAUGGACAAGUUCGAGCAACAGUUUGAAGAUUUAGACACCAGUGUUAAUGUAUAUGAGGAUAUGGGUGUAAAUUCCGAUGCUAUGAUGGUGGACAAUGAUAAAGUUGAUGAGUUAAUGGGUAAAGUCGCUGAUGAAAACGGCUUAGAAUUUAAGCAAAGCGCCAAGUUAGAUAACCUUCCAGAAAUAGAAAAACCACAAGCAGUUUCAGAGGAAAAAGAAGACAAACUUGCGGAGAGAUUGAGAGCCUUGCGUAGUUGA
Messenger RNA from Naumovozyma castellii, 612 nucleotides. RefSeq names its product Did2p (gene DID2). Bases 1 to 612 code for a protein of 203 amino acids. The transcript has a single exon. Lineage: Eukaryota; Fungi; Ascomycota; Saccharomycetes; Saccharomycetales; Saccharomycetaceae. The record is from RefSeq and is a predicted model, not a curated record.